Messenger RNA from Folsomia candida, 720 nucleotides. RefSeq names its product serine/threonine/tyrosine-interacting protein B. The transcript has 4 exons. The record is from RefSeq and is a predicted model, not a curated record. NCBI's taxonomy places the organism in Eukaryota, Metazoa, Arthropoda, Collembola, Entomobryomorpha, Isotomidae. Gene Ontology annotation, cellular component: cytoplasm; nucleoplasm. Gene Ontology annotation, molecular function: protein tyrosine/serine/threonine phosphatase activity; F-box domain binding. Gene Ontology annotation, biological process: regulation of ERK1 and ERK2 cascade; negative regulation of protein binding; negative regulation of SCF-dependent proteasomal ubiquitin-dependent catabolic process. Bases 1 to 720 code for a protein of 239 amino acids.
AUGGAACAGGGUGACGUGGAAAUGGACAGCCAGGAGAAACAAGCACCGCAAAAUAUUGAUGUGGCCAAAGAAAUUGGUACUUAUGCUGCACCAAAAUACUUGGUACUUCCAGCUGUACAAUUGGACGAUUGGCAAUACGUUAUGAGACGAUCAAUGCAGGAAAUUAUUCCUGGACUGUAUCUUGGUCCCUAUGCUGUUGCUACCAGAUCAAAGAUGCAAGAACUCAAAGACACUGGAAUAUCUCACAUUGUCUGCGUUCGUGAGUUUCGCGAAAGGAAUUUGAUUCGUACGAAUCAUCCAGAUAGUUUUCAAUACUUGGUUGUAGAAGUAGAAGAUAGCAGCAUGGCCAAUAUCAUCCCACACUUUCGAACGGUAAAUCCAUUCAUCAAAUCCGCUUUAAACAGUGGGGGGAAGGUGUUGGUUCACGGAAGUGCUGGCAUUUCUCGUUCAGUAACUCUCGUGAUUGCCUACAUUAUGGAAACAUACGGAGUGACUACGGAAGAAGCCUACAAAUACGUUCAAGCUAUCCGAUUUUGUAGCAACCCAAUUGACAACUUUAUGCGUCAACUUCGAGAAUACGAACCUAUUUAUCGCGCAAUGCAUGUCGUCCCCCGUACUUUGCCAAGUUUACUGCCCACUCAGGACCAGAAAUCCUGCAAGCGCAGUCUGGAUGAAGAUGAAGAUUAUUACAAAGGUCCCAGUAAAGAGGGAAAGUUCUAG